AUUGCAAUAUUAUUACGUUGGUAAUUAGCCAAAGAAAAAAUCUAUUACAUUACAUUAUUACGUUCUAUCAAUUAGCCGAACCAAAAAGAAUGGGAGACAUCAACAACCAAGCAGAAGCAAGUACCCGUCUCGUUUUAAUACACGGUUCUUCCGCAGGAGCUUGGGUAUGGUACAAGGUGAAGCCAAUGCUAGAGGCUGCUGGCCACAUCAUCACAGCUCUUGACAUGAGUGCGUCAGGGGUGAACACAAAAACACUCGAAGAAGUUCGAACUUUUGACCAGUAUAACGAGCCCUUGAUUGAGUUCAUGGCCAGCUUACCUGAAAAUGAAAAGGUUGUGUUGGUGGGCCAUAGUUUGGGUGGCUUGAACCUGGCCUUCGCCAUGGAGAAGUUCCCAGAGAAGAUUUCUCUUGCUAUUUUUGUUACUGCAAUCUUGCCUGAUACUCAGCACCAGCCAUCGUAUAUGUUAGAGAAGUUUAGUGAAAGCAUUUCCGGUACAGACGAAGAGCAAGACACUGCAGUGGUUUCAUCCACGCCGUUUCAGCUCACCCCAAUUGAGGAUCUUACUCUCCAAGCGCUUUUAAACAGACCAGGAUCAAUGUUCGUUGAAAGUCUGUCCAAAGCAAACAAGUUCACUGAAGACAGAUAUGGAUCCGUUCCCCGAGUUUAUAUUGUCUGUACUGAGGAUAUAUUGCUUUCUCCGUCUUUGCAACGCUACAUGAUUGAACAAAAUGAGGUUAAGGAAGUUAUGGAGAUUCCUGGAGAUCAUAUGGCAGUCUUUUCCAGGCCUAAGGAACUCAGCCAGUGCAUACUGGAAUUGGCACAUAAGCACACUUAGAUUGACAAUUCUGUCGCGCGCCCUCACGAAUCUAUAAUUGCCAGUGCACUGCAUCAAUAAUUAAUCUAUUGGAUUUGUUAAUUAGCGUAUUCUUUUCCAAUUACGAAUUU
Molecule: messenger RNA, 946 nt
Organism: Populus euphratica (Euphrates poplar)
Lineage: Eukaryota; Viridiplantae; Streptophyta; Magnoliopsida; Malpighiales; Salicaceae
Product: methylesterase 8-like
Exons: 3
Coding region: 90-836 (248 amino acids)
Biological process (GO): salicylic acid metabolic process; jasmonic acid metabolic process
Molecular function (GO): methyl jasmonate esterase activity; methyl indole-3-acetate esterase activity; methyl salicylate esterase activity
Source: RefSeq, a predicted model, not a curated record